This is a messenger RNA of Anoplopoma fimbria (sablefish), 3135 nucleotides long. RefSeq names its product ATPase H+ transporting V0 subunit a1a (gene atp6v0a1a). Gene Ontology annotation, molecular function: proton-transporting ATPase activity, rotational mechanism; ATPase binding. Gene Ontology annotation, biological process: proton transmembrane transport; vacuolar acidification. The transcript has 22 exons. Gene Ontology annotation, cellular component: vacuolar proton-transporting V-type ATPase, V0 domain; vacuolar proton-transporting V-type ATPase complex; plasma membrane. The record is from RefSeq and is a predicted model, not a curated record. Lineage: Eukaryota; Metazoa; Chordata; Actinopteri; Perciformes; Anoplopomatidae. The coding region runs from base 136 to 2688 and encodes 850 amino acids.
UGUCAGCUGUGAAGUACCGACCAGCCGUCAACAACAAACAGCACAGGAAACCAGGAAGGAGGAGAAAGGCUGGAGCGACACUUUAACAGUUCUGUUUGAUUCUAAGAGUGCUGAGCUCUCCCAUCCUUCAGCAACAUGGGGGAACUCUUCAGAAGUGAAGAGAUGACGCUGGCUCAGCUCUUCCUCCAGUCAGAAGCUGCCUACUGUUGUGUCAGUGAACUGGGCGAGAUUGGGAUGGUGCAGUUUCGUGAUCUUAAUCCUGAUGUGAAUGUGUUCCAAAGAAAGUUUGUCAAUGAAGUACGACGAUGUGAGGAGAUGGAUCGCAAACUGAGAUUUGUGGAGAAAGAAAUAAAGAAGGCCAACCUCCCAAUAGUUGACACAGGAGAGAACCCUGAAGUUCCUUUCCCGAGGGACAUGAUCGACCUGGAGGCCACAUUUGAGAAACUUGAGAAUGAGCUGAAGGAAAUAAACACCAACCAAGAAGCCCUAAAGAAGAACUUCCUGGAGCUGACUGAGCUCAAGCACAUCCUGCGUCGCACGCAACAGUUUUUUGAUGAGAUGGAGGAUCCUAGUUUACUGGAGGAGUCGAACAUCCUCUUGGACCCCAAUGAGCCCCACCGAAUGGCUCCUCUCCGACUGGGAUUUGUGGCUGGAGUCAUCGGCAGGGAACGUAUUCCCACAUUUGAGAGGAUGCUGUGGAGAGUUUGCAGAGGAAAUGUGUUCCUGAGGCAGGCAGACAUCGAAGAUCCUCUGGAGGACCCGACUACGAGCGACCAGGUCCACAAGUCCGUCUUCAUCAUCUUCUUCCAGGGAGACCAGCUCAAGAACCGAGUCAAGAAGAUCUGUGAGGGGUUCAGAGCAACCUUGUACCCGUGUCCAGAAACGCCCCAGGAGAGGAAAGAGAUGCUGGCAGGGGUGAAUGCACGUAUCGAGGACCUGCAAAUGGUGCUGAACCAGACCGAGGAUCACAGGCAGAGGGUCCUGCAGGCUGCAGCCAAGACAGUCCGAGUGUGGUUCAUCAAGGUGAGGAAGAUGAAGGCCAUCUACCACACCCUCAACCUCUGCAACAUCGAUGUCACUCAGAAGUGUCUGAUCGCCGAGGCGUGGUGUCCCGUCUCCGACAUGGACUCCAUCCAGUUCGCUCUGCGCAGGGGGACGGAGAAGAGCGGCUCCACCGUGCCUUCCAUCCUUAACAGGAUGCAGUCUAAACAGACCCCACCUACCUAUAACAAGACAAACAAGUUCACCUCGGGCUUCCAAAACAUUGUGGACGCCUAUGGAAUCGGCAACUACCGGGAGAUUAACCCAGCGCCAUACACCAUCAUCACCUUCCCCUUCCUGUUUGCGGUUAUGUUUGGUGACCUGGGCCACGGGGCGCUCAUGACCUGUGCUGCCUUGUACCUUGUGUUGAGAGAGAGCAGGCUGAUGGCCCAGAAGAACGAUAAUGAGAUGUUCAGCAUGCUGUUUGCAGGGCGCUACAUCAUCCUGCUUAUGGGAAUCUUCUCCAUCUACACCGGGAUCAUUUACAACGACUGCUUCUCCAAGUCCCUUAAUGUGUUUGGCUCUGGGUGGAGCGUCAGGCCCAUGUUCGACUCUCGGCUGGGAGGCAACUGGACGUUUGAAACACUGCAAGGCAAUAAAGUUCUGCAGUUGGACCCGACAGUAGAGGGAGUGUUCAAAGGGCCGUACCCCAUCGGCAUCGAUCCGAUAUGGAACAUUGCCACCAACAAGCUGACAUUCCUGAACUCGUUCAAGAUGAAGAUGUCCAUCAUCCUGGGAGUCAUCCACAUGCUGUUUGGAGUCUCUCUCGGGCUCUUCAACCACCUGUAUUUCAAGAAGCCGCUGAACAUCUACUUGGGAUUCAUCCCGGAGAUUGUCUUCAUGGCCAGUCUGUUUGGCUACCUAGCCCUUCUGAUCUUCUACAAGUGGCUCUCGUACGACGCAAGCAUAUCCAAGGACGCUCCCAGUCUCCUCAUCGCCUUUAUUAACAUGUUCCUCUUCAACUACAACGACCCCAGUAACAAACCUCUCUACAGAGGACAGAUGGCCCUACAAUCACUCUUGGUGGUAAUCGCCUUGGCUUGUGUUCCCUGCAUGUUAAUAGUGAAAACUCUGGUUCUGCGGAGACAGCAUUUGUGGCGGAAAAACCUGGGUACAGAAAACUUUGGAGGCAUCAGGGUGGGUAACGGGCCCACGGAGGAUGAGGCUGAAAUCAUCCAGCAUGACCAGCUCUCGCAGCACUCUGAUGAGGAGCCUGAGCGUUGCCUUUUGUCACCUGCUGUCAAGGCCCGGGAGGAGGAAGAGUUUAACUUUGGGGAUGUGGCGGUUCAUCAGGCCAUCCACACCAUAGAGUACUGCCUGGGCUGUAUCUCCAACACGGCCUCCUACCUGAGGCUUUGGGCUCUUAGUCUGGCUCACGCACAGUUGUCAGAAGUGCUGUGGUCCAUGGUGAUGCACAUUGGCCUUUCUACCAGCGGCCUCGCAGGUUUCCUCGUCUUGACCAUCGUCUUCUUCUUCUUCGCUAUUCUCACAGUUGCAAUUCUGCUCAUAAUGGAGGGCCUGUCAGCCUUUUUGCAUGCACUGCGACUGCACUGGGUGGAGUUCCAAAACAAGUUCUACACGGGCCAGGGCUUCAAGUUCCUCCCCUUCACCUUCGAGAGCAUCCUGGAUGGGAGGCCCGAGGAAUGAGAUGGGGUUACUCUUCUUUAAUUGAUGUCACUCAUCUCAUAAGAAUCUGCUUGGUGUUGAAUAGUGAUUUUUGAGUUUGUGUGUGUGACUGAGAUGCAGUUUUUCCAUGAGUGACACUCCAAAAGAUCAUCUGUCAGACUGCCAUUUGUUUUAAACCUCUCAUCACUUUUUAGGAUCAAAUCGGGAACACCUACUCACAAAUUACUAUUCAUUCAUUCAUUCAUUCCUGAGAAAAAUAGCAUAAUCUGUAAUCUGUUGUGUGUCUCGUCUUAGUGAAGUCCUUUUGUUUCACUGUGUUUUAUUUAGUUUAAUAUUAUUUAUGCAAAUCUUUCCUUCAUUUUCUUAUUUGGCAGUGUUGCAAUACCAUCAUUAAUGAGGUGUUUUGUGCAAGUGUCAUGGCUGAUUAUGUUGAUGGAUGCUUAUUCAGAAUAAAGUGACUGAAGUGUC